AUGGACGAGGAUUCAACAGCCCCAGACCAAAUGAGUGGCGCACUGGUGCUUCGUUCACGGGAUACGGUUGAACACUUCUAUGGAUUGAAAGAGUGGGAGAAGCGUUUUGGGAACAAUAUCAUGCUAAUGCCAAGAGGCGACUACAAAUCCUUUCUUGAUAUUAUGCGAGAUACCGAACUUGAAAUUGUUGAAAUUGUCAGCUUCAUGUUGCCCUAUCCAAAAACGCCUUGCUGGGAGCGCUGUGUCUCAAACGCCGAGUCCUUUUGCGAACAUGGAGAUUUUGCUCUUCGAGAAUUUGUUUCUGUUGAUCGAAGUACCUCUCAACUUAGUUAUGCGCAGCAACCAAAAACAUGGGUAUCAGACAGCAGUCCAAGCUCCCAGAAUGCUGUGUCCCCUUCAGUCAACAGAAUCUUGAACAACGUUGAACUGAAAGAAGCUCUACAACGGUUUGAUCCAGAUGUAACGGAGGAAGUUGCUGUAUAUACGCGUCGUGUAUACAUGAGUAACCCAAACGGAUCUAGCAUUCUAGCACUCAUAAGAGGCGUGCCUGCAACACAAGUCGACGGCUUCCGGAAACUCCUGGCUGGCUAUUUCACCACUCCUCCAGUUCCAAGCCUAGUGCUCAUUGACUCUGAUUGGUGGCCUCCUGCAAGUUUUAUAAUUGCAUUUAAUCUGCCCUUUUUUGCAAUCAGCACAACAGAACGUCAAGAUUAUAGGAAAUGUGGUCCAAACAAGAAUCUCAGAGCGCGCUAUAGUCUAGAAUUUCUUCGUCUAGAAGAGUCUGCGUGUGGUGAAGAGGUCCAGGAAGACACGAAUUCCUCUGAUAACCUGGUCCUUCAUGAGGGCGUUUUCUCUUUCAUGGUCACCGGCCAGAGUGAUAAUUACUGGACUGCGAUUUGCUUAAAUGACGAAUUUUUCGAGGAAGAUCCACGACUGUUAGAUGACGAGAUACCACCUGUUGAUCCUAUUAUCCAAAUUCCACCACCAAGCGCGGGAAACUUUUGGUCACCUCGAGCAUAUGCCCUUCUAGCUUUAGGGCUUCAACUGGAAAAGAUAAUUGAGCACCAUAGGGACGUUCAUUACCAUCUCAAGAUAAGUCUUGAUCGUUAUAGCAGCAUGAUCAAACACGGCGCAAUCACAAAAGAUUCACUUGAAAGGAUGCAAGAAUGGAGAAGAAGAUUUCCAGAGGUAUUGGCUAGCGUCAUGAACUCUAACUCAAGCCUAGCACUGCAACUACACGACUUUAUACUGGAAGAUCUUAAAGUCGGCCAAGAUGAAGCGUUCCGUGGGAUACUUUGGCAAGGACUACAAGGAGAUAUUAGCGCAGUGAGGUCGCUGCGCACUAUCAAAAGCCUUCAUACUCAACUCAGAAGUACUGGUGUUCAUCUGGAACACCUCAGGGUGGCUUAUGAGGCAAUCAAACAUGACGACGAGAGGCGCCGCGAAGAGGCUAGGCGUGAUGGUAUUAGGCGUGAGGAAGAUGAUUCAGAGGCUAUGCCUUACCUGAAAAGAGGGUUUGACUCACUGUAUCUAUUGACCCAGACCAACAAUGCUCGGCCGGCUAAGGACCAGAAUAAAGACAGCACGGUAUUGAGAAUCGCCAUUGCUGCAUUUGUAAGUCAAUAUGAAUCCAUUAAGGACGUGGGAAAGCUAAAACACAAAAGGGACUGCAAGGCUUAUCCCUGA
Molecule: messenger RNA, 1686 nt
Organism: Fusarium odoratissimum NRRL 54006
Lineage: Eukaryota; Fungi; Ascomycota; Sordariomycetes; Hypocreales; Nectriaceae
Exons: 6
Coding region: 1-1686 (561 amino acids)
Source: RefSeq, a predicted model, not a curated record